Messenger RNA from Dipodomys ordii (Ord's kangaroo rat), 3998 nucleotides. It is a transcript of the gene Jade2, whose product is annotated as jade family PHD finger 2. NCBI's taxonomy places the organism in Eukaryota, Metazoa, Chordata, Mammalia, Rodentia, Heteromyidae. The record is from RefSeq and is a predicted model, not a curated record. Gene Ontology annotation, biological process: regulation of transcription by RNA polymerase II. Gene Ontology annotation, cellular component: histone acetyltransferase complex. The transcript is spliced from 13 exons. The coding region runs from base 298 to 2859 and encodes 853 amino acids.
CCUACCACCACCACCACCCCCAGUAAAGGGCGCGCGCGGGGCCGGGGACGCCGCGGGGCCCCACCGCCUCCCUCGCCACGACCCCGGAUGGAUGCGCGCCCCCCGCCCUCCCGCGCCGGCCCCAGGAGCUCCUGGUUUCGGGAGCAUCCUUCCCGCGCCGGCCCCCGCCGCGGCGCGUAGCGGAGGGCAGCGCCCCUCGGGAAGGGCCACGGCGGAGCCAGGCUUGGCCAGAGUGCCAGCUUCCUUCUCUGAAGAAGAGAUCAGCAGGAGCCAGCAGAUGCCAAUGGGCAGCCAGAUAUGGAAGCGAGCGGACCAAACUUUUCCCUCUCUGAGAUGAAGAGCAGGAUGGAAGAGAAGAGGCGAAAAUACUCCAUCAGCAGCGACAACUCGGACACCACUGACAGUCAUGCUACAUCUGCAUCAGCAUCUGCAUCCGUGUCUGCAUCAGGCUCAAGAUGCUCCAAGUUGCCCAGCAGUACCAAGUCGGGCUGGCCCCGGCAGAACGAGAAGAAGCCUUCCGAGGUUUUCCGGACCGACUUGAUUACAGCUAUGAAGAUCCCAGAUUCAUACCAGCUCAGCCCAGAUGAUUAUUACAUCCUGGCAGACCCAUGGCGACAGGAAUGGGAGAAAGGUGUGCAGGUUCCUGCUGGGGCCGAAGCUAUUCCAGAGCCUGUGGUGAGGCUCCUCCCACCCUUGGAAGGCCCCUCUACAUCCUCAAGCAACUCUGCACUUGGUGAGGGCUCCCAGCCUGCCUGGACUAGCCGCUAUGACCUGGAUGAGAUUGAUGUCUAUUGGCUGGAAAUCCUCAACUCAGAGCUCAAGUUGAUGGAGAGACCUGAGCUGGAUGAGCUGACUUUAGAGCGUGUGCUGGAAGAGCUGGAGACAUUGUGCCACCAGAAUAUGACACGAGCCAUUGAGACACAGGAGGGGCUGGGCAUCGAGUACGACGAGGACGUCGUAUGUGAUGUGUGUCGCUCUCCUGAGGGUGAGGACGGCAACGAGAUGGUCUUCUGUGACAAAUGCAACGUCUGUGUCCACCAGGCAUGCUACGGGAUCCUCAAGGUGCCUACGGGGAGCUGGCUGUGCCGGACGUGUGCCCUGGGAGUCCAGCCAAAGUGCCUGCUCUGCCCCAAGCGAGGAGGAGCCCUGAAGCCCACUAGAAGUGGGACCAAGUGGGUGCACGUCAGCUGCGCCCUGUGGAUUCCUGAGGUCAGCAUCGGCUGCCCAGAGAAGAUGGAGCCCAUCACCAAGAUCUCACAUAUUCCAGCCAGCCGCUGGGCCCUGUCCUGCAGCCUGUGCAAGGAGUGCACAGGUACCUGCAUCCAGUGUUCCAUGCCUUCCUGCGUCACGGCAUUUCACGUCACAUGCGCCUUUGACCACAGCUUGGAAAUGCGGACUAUAUUAGCAGACAACGAUGAGGUCAAGUUCAAGUCAUUCUGCCAGGAGCACAGUGAUGGAGGCCCAAGGGGCGAGCCUCCAUCGGAGUCCGUGGAGCCCAGCCAGGCCGGGGAGGACCUGGAGAAGGUGACACUGCGUAAGCAGCGGCUACAGCAGCUGGAGGAAGACUUCUACGAGCUGGUGGAUCCGGCUGAGGUGGCCGAGCGGCUGGACCUGGCUGAGUCCCUGGUUGACUUUAUCUACCAGUACUGGAAGUUGAAGAGGAAAGCCAACUCCAACCAGCCACUACUGACGCCCAAGACGGAUGAGGUGGACAAUUUGGCCCAACAGGAACAAGAUGUCCUGUACCGCCGCCUAAAGCUGUUCACUCACCUGCGGCAGGACCUGGAGAGGGUUAGAAAUCUGUGCUACAUGGUGACAAGACGCGAGAGGACGAAACAGGCCAUCUGCAAGCUCCAGGAGCAGAUAUUCCACCUGCAGAUGAAGGUCGUCGAGCAGGAUUUGUCUCGAGAGCAGUCCGGAAAGAGAGCGAAGGGUAAGAAGAGCGACUCUAAGAGGAAAGGCCGCGAGGGUCCUAAGGGCAGCAGCCCUGAGAAGAAGGAGAAAGUGAAGGCUGGGCCUGACUCAGUUCUGGGGCAGCUGGGCUUAUCCACCUCAUUCCCCAUCGACGGCACCUUCUUCAACAGCUGGCUGGCACAAUCAGUCCAGAUCACAGCAGAAGACAUGGCCAUGAGCGAAUGGUCACUCAACAAUGGGCACCACGAAGACCCUGCUCCGGGGCUGCUGUCAGAGGAACUCCUGCAAGACGAGGAGACCCUGCUCAGCUUCAUGAGGGACCCCUCGCUGCGACCUGGUGACCCUGCCCGGAAGGCUCGAGGCCGUACCCGUCUCCCCUCUAAGAAGAAACCCCCCCCACUGAAGGAGGGGCCUGGUUCACUGACCACUUCAGACAAGCACCCGAAGAAGCCCUGGAGCCAGGAUGCAAGCAAUGGCAAGGGCGGGCAAGGGCCUCCCCCGACCAGGAAACCACCACGGCGGAUAUCUGCCCACUUACCGUCCAGCCCUACAGCUGGGGACUGUCCUGUCCCAGCAGUCCCGGAAAGCCCCCCACCACUGGCCCCGGGGACUCCAGAUGAGGCAGCCCCAACAGCUGCUGACUCGAAUGUCCAAGUGCCUGGCCCUAUGGUGAGCCCCAAGUCCUUGGGCCGGCUGCGGCCACCCCGUGAGAGCAAGGUCACUCGGCGAUCACUGGGUGCCAGGCCCGAUUCUGGGACAGGACCACCUACCCCUGUGGCUGAGAGGCCGAAGGUCAGCCUGCAUUUUGACACCGAGGCUGAUGGCUACUUCUCUGACGGGGAAUUGAGCGACUCGGACAUAGAAGCAGAGGACAGUGGUGUACAGCAGGGAUCCAGGGAGGCAGGGGCUGAGGAGGUAGUCCGUAUGGGGGUACUCGCCUCCUAACUUACCCAUACCCCGGGCCCUGCCCUCGACCCCUAUAAGGCCUCAGCCCGAUUACAACUGCCAUUUCCAACUGCUGAGUGUCCCAGACUCCCUGACGCUGCCACUCUAUUGUGGUUUUAUUUUUAAUAUAGAGAGAGUUUUGAAUUCCACACUGUUGUCUUUCCUCUGUGCUGGCCUAGGACAUUAGGAUUUCUUCCAUGGCUCUGGUCACAGGGACUGUGCCAGGCCUUGUACCACCCCUGUCCUGGCCCAUGAAGCAUUGCUGGGCUUCUGGCUAGGUGUAGGUAAGGUGAGGAAGAGCUCAGGACUCCUGCCCGCUGCCACUAGGUGACACAGACUCGUUUGGGCAUUAUUUUAUGGCAGAUGGGCCUGCCCCGCCUUGCCCCCAAAUUGUACUGGGGCCUACUUUUUUUGUUUUUGUUUUUUUUUUCUUUGGAGGGGGUCCUGCUGCACUCUACUGAUCCCCAAGGAAGUAUAAUAAGUGUACCAGAGUCUACUCACUGUAAACAAGCACAAUGAGUUUAUAUGAGAAAACACUGAGGGGGUGCAGGGGGCCCAACUGGUUCCUGACCAACCCAUAUCAUCGUAAGGCCUGCCCCACCCCUUGCCACCCUCCCCUUCUUGCUGCUUUACCCCUGCCAGUGCCCAGCCCAGCGGCUCUGGGAAGGGAUGUCCCAAAAUCCUUCCUUUAGCUGUUGCCAUUUACUCAGGGGACUCCCCCAAACAGCCAGCCACCAGUGCAGGUGGAGGGCUCCUAGUGAGGCCCAGUGCCCAGCCAGGGCCGGGGAUGUGGGGCUCAGACCAGCCCACUGCAGAGAAUUACUCUGGGGGCUCCAACUUCCUUCCUUCCUUCGGGGCAGCCUCCGCUGAAGUCUGAUGACUCCUCUCUGGAGUUGGCCAGACCAGACCAUUGCCUUUCCAAAUUACCUAGUUCUGUUAAGAGAUGAGCUUCUUCCUCUGUUUCCUUCUGGAAACGUCUCCUUCCAACAAGCAGUGGGAUCCCGGGGCCCAAGGCAGGCCAAUUUUGGCCUGCUGGGGCUAGUUGAAGACUUGCUGGAUGCUCCUAUGUUCCUCCAUCCCUUUGGCGCCUUAACCCCUCUUCCCCACCCCAUCCCCUCCUUCCCCCCUCCCCCCUACUU